Messenger RNA from Lodderomyces orthopsilosis Co 90-125, 2733 nucleotides. RefSeq lists its product as uncharacterized. Gene Ontology annotation, molecular function: protein binding. The record is from RefSeq and is a predicted model, not a curated record. Bases 1 to 2733 code for a protein of 910 amino acids. Lineage: Eukaryota; Fungi; Ascomycota; Pichiomycetes; Serinales; Debaryomycetaceae. The transcript has a single exon.
AUGUUUUCUAGAUCACGCAGGGCACACGAUCAUCCAGUAAAUGAAAAUUUAGAUGAAUCCACCUCAUCGUACGUUGGUUCAAACAACAACAGCAAUUCCGGAAAGCAUCCUUUCAAUGGUUAUAAUAACAGCCUUUAUAAUGGCCACCUGAAUAACAGCCACCAUAACCAUUGUGGAAACGGUAGUCUGAUUAAAAAUAUCCAGGAGAACAAGAAUGGCAAGCCCUAUACCAUGGAUGAGGUUUUUCAAGUAUGGUAUGAUAACCGGGACAAGAUCAUGAGCUCUGAAGUCAAGACAGAUGGGAAUGAAAAUUAUAAAGUCUCGAAGCCAGAGCUUAUUUAUCAUUUGACGUUGCAAGAGCAAUACCAGAAGAACAACCCUGUUCAACAGCAAAGCGUCAUUGGUGAUGCUCAUCAAGAUAAUUUUGGUCUACAAGAUGUUGGAAUAGGCAGAGAGUUCAAUAAAGGGGAUUCGGGCCAGCGUGCGAUGACUGGAGGUAAUAACGUUGUCGAGUCAUUGAAUAAGUUGGACUUGUCUGAUCGAGUGAAUGGAAAAUCAAGCCAGAUUCCUUUGUCAGUAGACCCGUUCAGUCUUGAAAGAACAUCUAGCUUCCAGGGAAAUUUUGGGAAUACUAGCUCUGUGAAUUCAACGUUGGCUACGGAUCUCCCCCCUGGACUUGCCCAACCCAAAUCAUUGGUUUCAUCGGACAAACUCGAAUGGCUUUACAUUGACCCUUCUGGAAAUGAACAGGGACCAUUCAAUGGUGAUAUGAUGCAAGAGUGGUUCACCGGUGGAUAUUUGGAUCUUGAUUUGAGAAUAAGAAGGAAAGAGGAACAAGAAUUUAGACCGUUGAAGAGUUUAUGCGAUGCCGUGCAAAACUAUGUUCAGCCUUUCAAAGUACCUUUGCCGGACUUGACGAAGAAUGAAAGUGAUUUUGGAUUGAAUAGACAGUCAUUACACAAUUCCAUUCGGUUGCCAUCAUCGACUUUACCUCAGUCCAAGUUUGCUGGAGACUUUAUCAAUUCGCCUGCAAAUGAGUCCUUUUCGGCAAAUCUCAACCUGCCUAUGGGGAACUUGAGCAGCUUGAACACGGGCUUUCCAAGUGGUUCUGGCUUUGCAGUAAUUGAUAAUUUCGACUCCCAGGUAGCCACACCAUCGGCGCAUGAUAAUUUUGAACAAAAUUUCAAUUUGCCUUCUAUGCCAUCUUUGUUACAGCAACAAAUUCAGCACCAACAAAAACCAUUGCUUUCUAGAAACAGUAGUGGUUGGGGAAUUGAUACUGGCACGCCUCUUGUUGGACAAGUUUCAGGUCCAGCUUCUGCAACCGGUUCCAACGCUGGUGCUUUUGGAUUGAGUAACCACAGCGUAGUUGGAAAUACGCCAAUGAGUCAACCAGCACCAGUUUCACCGUGGGUUUCAAGUACUGGUCUUGGACAAUCAGUUUCUCGAAUCAAUUCUCCUUUCACAUCAACCGCAAGCACUAAUCACAAUGCGGGUAAUUAUUCAGAGGUGAGAAGUGAUUCCUUAACUGGUAACGAAGAAGAUGCAAAUGAUAGCUUGGUCAUGAGCUCGGUGGUCACAGAUAUUUUGCAAGAUGAUAAUGAACCCCCUAGUACCUCACUUGCCGAACCUGUAUUGAAACCAGCUCCAUCAUCCCCUAUAAAGAAAGCCGAGGAGUUGAAGAAAGAGAAAAAGGUUGAGUCGAAGCCAGAAGAAGAAGAGAUUACAGCUCCGCCCACAAGAACUGUUGAUUUGAAACCUGCAAAACCACAGGCUCUCGCACCAUGGGCAUCCAAAUCAAAACCUGAAGAUGUAAAGAAGCCAGGUUUGUCAUUGAAGGAAAUUCAAAAGGUUGAAUCUGAAAAAUCUGAACAGCAAAAGAAAUUACAAAGCAAAUUAAAAGCUGACCAAGCUCAAAAGGCAUGGGCAGCUAGUGCCGCAACCGAGAAAGCAGCUGCAAUUGAACAAGAGAAGAAAAAGGCACAAUUACCCCCUACAUGGAGUGUUGCUUCAGAUUCAAUUCCAGUUGUCAAAUCUUUGGCUGAGAUUCAAAAAGAGGAAGCUGAACUUGCCAAGGCUAAGGCUAAAGCUGCUGCCGCUGCAGCACAAGCACAAGCCGCUCAAUUAUCGGAAACAACUUCCACAGCUGCUUCCAGCUUUGCGCCUAGUGUAUCAUUCGCCAGUGCUUUAGCUAACGCGGUUCCCAAAGAGGACACCACAGCAUGGACUACCGUGACAUCUACCAAAAAGCAAUCAACAAAGAAGCCAACUGUCUCAAGCACACCCACCGGAGUACCAGCGUCCAAGAUCACACCACAAUUAUUACGUAGUGUAUCUGCCGCAAAGACAAAUACUUCAACCGUCAAUUUGCAAGCUGUCAGAGAAGAAUUCUUAGUUUGGGCUAGAUCGCAAAUGACUAAUCUUUACCCAUCAGUGUCAAAAAAUGAUCUAUUGGAAAUGUUUAUCACAAUGCCUUGCAAUUCUCCUGAUACUCAAUCAUUGAUUUCAGAAACCAUUUACGCAUCAAGUACUACAAUGGAUGGAAGAAGAUUUGCACAAGAGUUCACCAAAAGAAAAGCCAAGGUCGAUCACGCAUUGGGAGGAGAAGCUGCUAAGGACUUCACCAGCUGGUCGGCUGCCAUUAUUUCCAGUGCUGACAAGGUCCAAACUGUUGAUGAAGAUGGAUGGAGUACUAGCUUGAAACCAAAGAAAAGGAAUAGUUCUAGAAAGUGA